This is a messenger RNA of Limanda limanda (common dab), 1143 nucleotides long. RefSeq names its product N-acetyllactosaminide beta-1,3-N-acetylglucosaminyltransferase 3-like. Gene Ontology annotation, molecular function: hexosyltransferase activity. Lineage: Eukaryota; Metazoa; Chordata; Actinopteri; Pleuronectiformes; Pleuronectidae. The record is from RefSeq and is a predicted model, not a curated record. Gene Ontology annotation, cellular component: membrane. The transcript has a single exon. The coding region runs from base 1 to 1143 and encodes 380 amino acids.
AUGGGAAAAAUCUGCACCACAACGGUGUUGCUGGGGCUUUCUCUGUGUCUGAUCGUCCUCUAUCUCAGUAAAGACUUUGCUGCCAAAACAGCCAUUUGGAUCCCAAAAGCUGUGAGAGAGGGGAGAAGUGAAAUAAAAAGAUCCACCACGAACAUCUCCUACGUAUACUCCUUCCCGAAAUGCCAACAAAACACUUCCGCUGCCAAAGUGGAAAACUUCAGCUCUCUUCCUCUUCAUAUUCAAGACUUUCUCUACCAUAAGCACUGUCGACAUUUCCCCAUGCUGCUGGACGUUCCUGACAAAUGCGGAGGAGCUGAUGAAUCUGCAGAGGUCUUUCUCCUCCUGGUCAUUAAAAGCAUCCCUGAUAACUUUGAACGCAGAGAAGUACUGCGCAAAACCUGGGCUACAGAGAGGCUGCACAAUGGUGUGCAGAUCCGGAGGAUCUUCAUCUCAGGAGCGACGGGUUCUGGUUUUGAAAGAGAGAGAAAGAACAGACUUCUUGAACUGGAACAAAAUGAGUACAAUGACAUUCUUCAAUGGGACUUUAAAGACACGUUCUAUAACCUCACCUUAAAGCAGGUGCUCUUCCUAGAAUGGAUGGAAAGAAACUGUCCGAAAGCUCGCUUCUUGCUAAAUGGAGAUGAUGACGUUUUUGCCAACACAGACAACAUGGUUGAGUAUCUCCAAGGCCUCAGGGACAAUGAUGGAAGCAAGCACCUCUUUACCGGACAUGUGCUUAAGAAAUUGGGGCCCAUCAGAUCACCAGGGAGCAAGUACUAUGUCCCGGUACAAGUGCAGGAGUCAAACUCUUAUCCCCUUUAUUGUGGUGGUGGAGGCUUCCUCCUGUCGGGCUAUUCAGCUAUGGUCAUAAACAACAUGUCCAAGUCCAUCCCUUUUAUUCCUAUUGAUGAUGUUUACAUGGGGAUGUGUAUGGCCAAAGCAGGAUUAGGUCCAGUGUACCAUAUGGGUGUGAGGACAUUAGGAAUGUACAUUCCCUCGCGUAAACUAGAUGAAUUUGAUCCCUGCUAUUAUAAAGAGAUUUUACUGGUGCACAGAUUCCUUCCAAGCGGCAUCUAUCUUAUGUGGCAAAGAAUAAAUGACCCCAAUCUAAAAUGUGUAUCGGCAAAAAAAAAUUUUUGGUAG